AUGAACGAUCCUCUCUUCAAGGCUUUCAAAACUGGAGUCAUAGCUCUCGCUGAAGGAAUAGCAGUAGGGACAGGGAGAAGCUUUUCCAUGUUCAAGAAUUACCACAUUGAUGGGAACAAAGAAAUGAUUGCCAUUGGGAUGAUGAACAUUGCUGGUUCUUGCACUUCUUGCUACCUCACCACAGGCCAUUUUCCAGAUCAGCAGUUAACUACAAUGCAGGAUGCAAGAUGGCAAUGUCAAACGUUGUCAUGGCAAUUGCGGUUAUGUUCACAUUGUUGUUCCUCACUCCUCUGUUCCAUUACACUCCCCUGGUUGUUCUGUGUUCUGUCUGCUAUUAUAAUAGCUGCCAUGCUUGGCCUCAUAGACUAUGAAGCCGCAAUUCUCCUCUCGAAGGUGGUUUACAGAAAUGUUGAGCAGUAUCCCAAUGCAAGCAAUGUUCCUGGAAUUCUCAUACUUGAGAUUGAUGCUCCCAUUUACUUUGCAAAUACCAACUACUUAAGAGAAAGGAUUACAAGGUGGAUAAAUGAUGAGGAAGAUGGGACCAAAUCUGCAGGGGAAAGUAGCUUGCAAUAUGUGAUAUUGGAUAUGACUGCUGUUGGUAACAUAGACACAAGUGGGAUAAGCAUGUUUGAAGUGGUCAAAAAGCUUGUUGACAGAAGGGGGCUCCAGCUUGUACUGGCGAACCCGGGAAGCGAGGUGAUGAAGAAGAUGAACAAGUCAGAGUUGAUUGAGAAUACAUGUCAAGAAUGGAUUUAUCUCACAGUUGCAGAGGCUGUUGCAGCAUGCAACCUCAUGCUUCACUCCACCAAGCCCAACCCCGGCAAAGAUCAAGAACCAGCUGCAUGGAACAACGUUGAUGGCUUUGGCUGGCUACAAUGUGAAUUUAUGUAUCAGAAAGCAAUAUCAACAUAA
Prunus armeniaca (apricot) is the source of this 912-nucleotide messenger RNA. The record is from the annotation of a GenBank genome assembly. NCBI's taxonomy places the organism in Eukaryota, Viridiplantae, Streptophyta, Magnoliopsida, Rosales, Rosaceae.